This is a messenger RNA of Suncus etruscus (white-toothed pygmy shrew), 1414 nucleotides long. RefSeq names its product protoheme IX farnesyltransferase, mitochondrial. Gene Ontology annotation, biological process: heme biosynthetic process. Gene Ontology annotation, cellular component: mitochondrial membrane; mitochondrion. NCBI's taxonomy places the organism in Eukaryota, Metazoa, Chordata, Mammalia, Eulipotyphla, Soricidae. Gene Ontology annotation, molecular function: protoheme IX farnesyltransferase activity. The record is from RefSeq and is a predicted model, not a curated record.
CGGCGCCCAGCAGCCGGUGAGGAGACCGGACACGGCAAUACUAAUACCCUGGAGGCGGCCGGAGAUUUGAGCUAUGGCCCCAUCUCCCCACACUCUCUCGUCACGCCUUUUGACAGGUUGGGUAGGAGGAUGUGUAUGGUAUCUGGAAAGGAGAGCUAUACAGGAAUCUCCUCACAAGUUUAUGCAUCUUUUCAGAAGUGCCAAUAAGCAAUGGACUACAUUACAGCAGUUUACCCUCCUAAAGCGCAUGUAUGUCACACAACUGAACAGAAGUCUGAACCAGCAAGUAAGACCAAAGCCAGAACCAGUGUCAUCUCCUUUCCUUGAGAAAAUUUCUUCAAGUCAAGGCAAAGCUGAUGUAUACGAAAUAAGACCUCUUUCACCCCCAAGCCUACCUUUGUCCAGUAAGACAAAUGAAAAAGAAGUACUUGAACUAGAAUCUGCUUCAAUAAUUGAAAGCUCAGUUGAAGUUGGAAAACGGACAGGAGAUGAAAUCCAGUGGAAGGAGAUGAAACUACAUGUGGAUAAUUUACCAGGAAUUUUGGCUCGACUCUCCAAAAUCAAACUCACAGCUCUUGUUGUAAGUACCACAUCAGCAGGAUUUGCAUUGGCUUCAGGACCUUUUGACUGGCCCUGUUUCUUGAUGACUGUUGUUGGAACAGGCCUUGCUUCAUGUGCUGCCAACUCCAUCAAUCAGUUUUUCGAGGUGCCGUUUGAUUCCAAUAUGAAUAGGACAAAGAACAGACCUCUGGUUCGUGGCCAGAUCAGCCCACUGUUGGCAGUGUCUUUUGCCACCUGCUGUGCUGUUCCAGGAGUUGCCCUUCUUACCUGGGGGGUGAAUCCACUCACUGGAGCUCUGGGGGCCUUCAACAUCUUCCUGUAUACUUGCUGUUAUACACCAUUGAAGAGAAUCAGCAUUGUCAACACAUGGGUUGGAGCUGUUGUUGGAGCCAUCCCACCUGUCAUGGGCUGGACAGCUGUAACUGGCAGCCUUGAUGCUGGUGAAGCAUUUCUUUUAGGGGAAUCCCUCUUACUCUGGCAGUUCCCACAUUUUAAUGCCCUGAGUUGGGGCCUCCGUGAAGACUACUCCCGAGGUGGUUACUGUAUGAUGUCCGUCACCCACCCGAGCCUCUGCAGGCGAGUGGCACUGCGCCACUGUCUGAUGUUGAUUGGACUAUCUACGGCAGCCCCCAUCCUGGAGGUCACCACAUGGACGUUUCCGAUAAUCCCCUCCCCCAUCAACCUAUAUAUUUCGUACCUCGGUUUUCGAUUUUACAUGGUCGCAGACCGGAAGAGUUCCAGGAAGCUGUUCUUCUGCAGCCUGUGGCACUUACCCUUUGCUACUGCUUCUCUCAUGCUUACUUGUAAGCAGUCAAUACAAGAGAAAUGUGACAAGGAAGAAAUUCAAAGUUGA